Molecule: messenger RNA, 748 nt
Organism: Micropterus dolomieu (smallmouth bass)
Lineage: Eukaryota; Metazoa; Chordata; Actinopteri; Centrarchiformes; Centrarchidae
Product: major histocompatibility complex class I-related gene protein-like
Exons: 2
Coding region: 62-733 (223 amino acids)
Biological process (GO): immune response
Cellular component (GO): external side of plasma membrane
Source: RefSeq, a predicted model, not a curated record
UGUGGUGAAUAUGUGAUAUCAGCUGAUGAUAGAUGAGCUGUGAUCUCACUCUGUUUACUUCAUGUUAUGUUAUUAUUUAUGUUAUGUCUCUCUCUCAGGUGCACACGUUUUCCAGAACAUAUACGGCUGUGAGUGGGACGUUGAGACCGGAGAGGUUAAAGGUUAUGAUCAGUUUGGUUAUGAUGGAGAAGAUUUCAUUUCACUUGACAUGAAGACAGAGACAUGGAUCGCUCCAACACCACAAGCUUUCAUCACCAAAAACAAGUGGGAUAAUAACAGAGCUUUGACAACACAGAGAAAAAACUACCUGACCCAGAUUUGCCCUGAGUGGUUGAAGAAGUAUGUGGACUAUGGGAGGAGCUCUCUGCUGAGAAAAGAGCUUCCCUCAGUGUCUCUCCUCCAGAAGACUCCCUCCUCUCCAGUCAGCUGCCACGCUACAGGUUUCUACCCUGACAGAGUCACGAUGUUCUGGAGGAAAGAUGGAGAGGAGCUUCAUGAGGACGUGGACCUCGGAGAGAUCCUCCCCAACAACGAUGGAUCCUUCCAGAUGAGUGUUGACCUGAAACCUCCAUCUGGAGACUGGGAGAAGUACGAAUGUGUGUUUCAGCUCUCUGGUGUGAAGAACGACAUCGUCACCAAACUGGACAAAGCGAAGAUCAGAACCAACGAAGGUAAGACUGGAAUCAAUUGUGAUGGAGACACAAAUACAUUUUGUUCUGUUGUCAGUUAUUGAUUUGUGCUGAAUACA